Molecule: messenger RNA, 2716 nt
Organism: Chroicocephalus ridibundus (black-headed gull)
Lineage: Eukaryota; Metazoa; Chordata; Aves; Charadriiformes; Laridae
Gene: ENO4
Product: enolase 4
Exons: 14
Coding region: 10-1878 (622 amino acids)
Biological process (GO): glycolytic process
Cellular component (GO): phosphopyruvate hydratase complex
Molecular function (GO): magnesium ion binding; phosphopyruvate hydratase activity
Source: RefSeq, a predicted model, not a curated record
AGCCGCGACAUGGAGCCCGGCGGGCGGCGGGAGCGGCGGUGGCGGCAGCUCCAGGGGCCGCGGCAGGAGGCGGCGGAGUAUUACCGAGACCACCGAGUGCCGCAGAGGAUGGAGGAAGCGCUCAACGCCCUCUUCCCCCUGCGCCCCGCCGAUCUCUACGGGGAGCUGGCUAACUACUUUUCUAAAUUCUCAAAAGCUCCAGUAAUAUGCAAAUUAGUUGGAAGAAAAGUUCUUGAUGGAGUUGGUCAGCCAACAUUAGAAGUAGAAAUAUACUGUACAGUUAAAAACUAUGAGAAGAGGAUUUGUUCCACUGUUAUGUCUUUUCAUUCUCAAAUACCUGAAAAUGCAUUACCUGAAACAAAUGAAGCUGAUGAGAAAGAAAGAAAUGACUCUGUUAACACUGCUGUGGAAUGGGUCAGUGACUCACUGAACACAAUGUUAAGAGACUUGAAGCCCACUGACCAGUGUAAAGUUGAUGAGAUGCUUGGUGAAUACUUUACAAAACAGGCAGAAUUUAAAAAAGAAAUUGAAAAGCAAGAAGAAGCAGCAGCAGAAGUCACUCUUGCCCUUACUUCAUGUACUCCAUCAGCAACAGCACUACCUGGGGGGAAAAAAGCAGCAAAACCAGGAAGGAAGGUGUCAGCCGCAGAGAGAAUGAUCCCACCUGCAGAACCCGUUGAAUCGGUGCUUUGUGGCAGCUUGGCCAUUGGGGCAACGUCACUUGCUAUAGCUAAGGCUGGUGCCACCGUUAGCCGUAUCCCGUUGUACUUACAUAUUGCACUGCUGAAACAUGGUCAGGAUUUACCUAAAGAAAUGACUCUGCCACUCCCAAUGGUUACUCUGUUGAACUGUGAAAAAAUUCCACCUGCAAAACUGAAAUUAAUGAAAGAAGUUAUGCUUAUACCACCAGUUCAGUUAUCACUCAAACAGGGCAUAGAAAGAGUUCUGGAUAUUCAGAAAGAAAUGACGAGACUGUUGGAAUCUCCAGGCAAAGUGCAGUCCAGUCCUCGACUAGCAGACAGUAAGAAAGGCAAAGCACAUAAUACAGGGAAGAAAGCUCCGCCACGAGCCUUAAAAAGAAUAUCACACUUAGGUUGCCUAAUAACAGGAUGCGAUAAUCUAGAACAACCUCUACUCCUAAUGCAAACAGCUUGCAACAAUCUAGGUCUGGAGCUAGGAACAGACAUGUACUUAGCAAUAAAUUGUGCUGCUCACGAAUUAAUGGAUUAUGUUAAAGGAAAAUAUGAAAUACUCACUGGAAUGUUCAAAAGUCCCGAUGAAAUGGUUGACAUGUAUGUGGAACUGAUUAAUAAAUUUCCUUUUAUUAUAGCAUUAAUAGAUCCCUUAAGAAAAGAGGACAGACAGCAAUGGAAUAACAUAUGUUGUGCUCUUGGUUCCAAAUGUUACCUGAUUGCUGAAGAUGCUGCCACGUGUAUUUCCAAACUUAAAAGUGACCAAAAGAUAAACAUACCGAUGUGCAGCGGUGUUGUCCUAAAAUACAUUAACCAAACCAAGGUAUCAGACCUCAUAGAACUUACUGGACUUGUAGACGGUCAAAGACAUAUUACCAUAUUAGGAAGUCCAGAUGGAGAAUCUUCUGAUGACAGCCUUGUGGAUCUGGCCGUUGGACUGGGUGCCAGGUUUAUCAAGUUGGGAGGUCUUUCCCGCGGAGAAAGGGUGACCAAAUACAACCGCCUUCUUGCUAUAGAGGAAGAACUGGCCAAGAAUAGAACGCUACGUGAAGCAAAUCUUGAAUUUAUUGCUUUUGAUGAAGAAUCACAGCCAGAAAAACAACUUUCUGAGGUACUUCCUCCCCCAACGCAGGAUUCGUUGCCUCCACAGCUCUCUCAGCGCCCAGAGAACAGCACACUGACCUAGCUUGUCAACAUCAACUUUUAGAUAAAUUUAUAUUAAAAAAAAAUUCUGGUAAUAAACUCAAAUAUUAACUAUCCCUUAAUCCAUUUAUUUUCAAGCCCUUUAGCUAAACAUUUUUAAAAGCACUCAGAUCCUAGCUUCUCUUGUCCCAGGAGACCAUUGCUUUCAGCUGAAACCAAGUUAACUGAGCAGUGGCGAGAGUCUGAAAAUACCGCAAAAUUCUGUGCUGUGUUUACAAACUGACAAAACAAAUACCUCUGUGUUAAGUCCAAAGCUAAAUGUUUGUUUGGGGAAAGUCGAAGUCUCUCUCCAUACAAAGAGCAAGCUAUUGACAAACACUAAAAAAAAAACAAACCCAUUUUACAAAAAACAAAGGCCUUGACUGUUACGCCGCUCCAUCCCCCCCCACCCCUUCAAUGCUGCUCUUGGAUCCGGCCGAUGAGGGCGGUUUUGCUCCAGUUCUAGCUCUCAAUGCGAGCGCACCCGCGCAAACCCCAAAUGUAGGGCACGAGGCUGCAGCGGGCACCACACGGCAGCUUGCUUCAGUCACGGCAGGGAAUAACACGUCGGCUUUCCCAAGGGCUGGGAAACUGCUCAGGAGUCUCUUUAAUAAGCACCAAUGAAGAGAUAAAGAAAUAAUUUACGUCCUAGGUAACAAACAGUUUUAAGUAAAAGAAAUACUUCUUAAAAAAAAACCAAACUGGGGUGUUUUGUCUCAGUUGAGAAUUUGAACGUAUAAUGCAGCAGCGGUAAUUUGAGGAAAAAUACAUACAUAAAAUGUUGAGUUUUAAAUUCAGUGUAACAGAUACUUCUGUGAAAAAUUAACCACCAGAACUAACCG